This is a messenger RNA of Oppia nitens, 1708 nucleotides long. It is a transcript of the gene atms, whose product is annotated as RNA polymerase II-associated factor 1 homolog. Gene Ontology annotation, cellular component: Cdc73/Paf1 complex. Bases 193 to 1575 code for a protein of 460 amino acids. The record is from RefSeq and is a predicted model, not a curated record. The transcript has 4 exons. Lineage: Eukaryota; Metazoa; Arthropoda; Arachnida; Sarcoptiformes; Oppiidae. Gene Ontology annotation, molecular function: RNA polymerase II complex binding; chromatin binding. Gene Ontology annotation, biological process: transcription elongation by RNA polymerase II.
AAUUUUUUUGUUUGAUUACAGCGUUUAGUGUUUGAGAAACAAAAACAGCGUUUAAUUUGUUUUGUUUGUUAUCAACAAAAACAGUGAUAACAACAACAACUGCUGAAGACAUCGUCAGAUUUAUUGAUCAAUUAGUUACCGAUUGUAAUGACCAAAGUGUGACCAAAACAUAUAUAAGUGUCGGUGUAAUCGAUGGCACCCGUCAUUCAAAGUGCACCCAAACCGGCCAACGAACGACCGAAACGGCCGACAAACGAUAGGAGGUCAGAGUUAGUCUGUCGGGUCAAGUAUUGCAACCAAUUGCCAGACAUACCAUUUGAUCCUAAAUUUAUAACAUAUCCAUUUGAGUCGAAUCGGUUUGUCUCCUAUAAGCCAACAUCUCUGGAGAAGAACUAUAAGCACGACCUGUUAACGGAGCAUGACUUGGGUGUUACCAUUGAUUUGAUAAAUCCCGACACAUAUACUGCUUCAUCCGACGCCAAACUCGCCGAAGAGGAUGAAAAACUUCUGGAAGAAGAGUUAAACACUCCGCAGGACUCGAAGCGCUCCCGUUGUCACAAUACACUCGUACCAUGGCUUAAGAAAACUGAAUAUAUUUCUACAGAAUUUAAUAGAUAUGGCGCCAGCAGUGAUAAAACUGAGACAAAAGUUGGAUAUAAUGUAAAAAAGAAGAUGAAAGAAGAGGCUUUGUAUUUGGAUCGCGACUCACAGAUAAUCGCUAUUAACAAGACCUUCGAAGCGGCGCAGAAGCCAAUUACAGAACAUCCGGGCAAACCUGGUCUCACACCCGUAGAAGUGUUGCCCGUAUUUCCCGAUUUCCAGCUUUGGAAAUACCCUUUCGCUCAGGUCAUGUUCGAUGCAGACCCGGCGCCCAUCACUAAAGUCGAAGAGAUGUCUCAGGCUAUGAUCAGAGGUGUUAUGGAUGAAAGUGGCGAACAAUUUGUUGCUUAUUUUCUUCCGACUGAAGACACUUUAAACAAGAGAAAAAUUGAUGAAUUAGAGGAAAGAGAAUAUGAAGAACAACAAGAAUAUGAGUAUGUGAUGGCCAGAGAGUAUAACUGGAAUGUCAAGAAUAAAGCGACCAAAGGUUACGAAGAAAACUAUUUUUUCAUUUGGAGGGAUGACAUGAUUUGUUAUAACGAAUUGGAAACAAGAGUUCGUUUGAGUAAACGUCGUAAACUGGGAUCUGCGCCAAACAACUCGAAAUUAGUUGUCAAACAUCGGUCACUCAAUGAACCAGAGUUUAAGACUCAGGACAUACGUAUGACUCAAUUAGAACCGCCACAAGAAGAAGAGGAACAGAUACCGGAUAAUAAAGAUAAUAAUGCAGAAAAUGAAAACGAAAACAAUGACGACAACGACCGAAGUGAAGCUCAGGACAAGAAUGAAACGCCCAGAAAGAGUCCAACCAGUGCUAAGUCGUCGUCAUCGUCGUCGUCCUCUUCAUCAUCUUCUUCAUCAGAUUCAUCUGACUCGUCGUCAUCGAGCGAUAGCGAUAGUGACGGUGAAGAAGUUCGUCGAAAGACUAAACAAGACGCGGCCGCCAUCUUUGGUAGCGGAAGUGAUAGUGAUUGAUAUGUCUUGUUUUUGACCCAUUUGUGUGCAUAAAUUAUUACUGUAUUAAACAAUAGUAUGUUUACAAUAAUUUAAUUUUUAAUCAUUUAAAUGUAAUUCUUAUAUUAAUUUGUUUUUAUAAUAAAAGUCACAU